Molecule: messenger RNA, 1130 nt
Organism: Hydra vulgaris (swiftwater hydra)
Lineage: Eukaryota; Metazoa; Cnidaria; Hydrozoa; Anthoathecata; Hydridae
Biological process (GO): protein K63-linked ubiquitination; tumor necrosis factor-mediated signaling pathway
Molecular function (GO): protein binding
Source: RefSeq, a predicted model, not a curated record
CAUAACUAUUAGCCUAAUGAUUUUUUAAUAGAAUAAGAUUUGUUUGUAAUAGUGUGUAUUUUGAAAUAUUGUGUUCAGACAAGUAGAAAAUGGAUGGUUAUGAUGCUGAUUUUGUAAAUGAAGUUCCGUCAGAUUUAGAAUGUGGUAUUUGCUUGUUUGUGGUUCGUGAACCAGUUCAAAUAUUGGCUUGUGGCCAUAGGUUUUGUUCUCACUGCUUUGAAAAAUUGAAGAAAUCACUUGCAGAUCGGCUUCGUUGUCCUAAAGACAAUGCAAGUAUUGAUACUAAAAUGGUUUUUCCAGAUACAGCUGCUCUAAGAACUGUAUCCAAUCUUACUGUUAGAUGCUCUAAAACAGGUGAAGGAUGUCUUUGGCAAGGAGCGUUGCACGAGUUAGAGAAUCAUUUAAAAGAUUGUUCGCUUAAUAAUCCAAAAAACUUAAUUCAGGAGCAUAUGCUGAAUCAAAUAAGUGUUCUGGAAGAAGCGUUUAAAAAGAAAGAUCAAGAAUACCUUCAUUUAAAAAAUGAAAAUUUUCGUCUUGAACAGGAAUUUGUUAAGUUUAAAAAAGAAAUGGAUAGUUUUACAACCAGUACAAGUAUUCGAUUGGAUGAACUUCUUGUAUCAUACAAUGACUUAUCUUCACGUCUUCAACAAAUUGAAAAACUAAAAAAAGAAGAUAGCAUAACUUACAACUUGCCUAGUCAAAAAGUACCACCUAGAAUUGUACCACCUAAGGUUAUAAAUUUAGUACAAAAGCCUGUACCCUGUUAUGUCUGGAAAAUGAAUCGCAAUAGUGGUUCACGACAAACUAGUCCAAAAUUUUAUUCUUCUGAUAAAGGUUAUUUAUGUCAACUGAAGGCUCGUAAAAGCAUUCACUUAUGCUUAGACAUUUUAAAAGGCGAUUUUGAUCGCCAAUUAGCAUGGCCUUUUAACAUGAAAGUUGAAUUUGUUUGCUUUAACAAAUUCUUAUCAGAGAGACAUUCAUUAGUCUAUCCAUUAAAGAAAAAAGAUGGUACACUUUCAGCUCAGGCUCAUGCUUCUUACGAAUACGCAGUUUUUUUGACUCCUGCUGUUAUGAACUCCUGUAUUGUUGAUGAUGUUAUUUCUGUUGAAGUAUAUAUAAGCUAAUAUUUU